AUGACGUCCGAAAAAGGAAGCAGAAAGGAUAAAAAUCAAAACAUCCAAGUGUUUGUGAGGCUAAGGCCCCUGAACCAAAGGGAAAGAGAUAUUAAAUCUUUGGGUGUGGUAGAAGUUGUAAAUGGACGGGAAGUAGUUGUGCGUCAAUCUCAGCAGAGCAUGCACACAAAGAGAUUUACAUUUGAUCGUGCUUUUCCUCCUCAUUCUAAACAGGUUGAAGUAUAUCAAGAGGUGGUUAGUCCUUUGAUAGAGGAAGUGUUAGCGGGCUAUAACUGUACAGUAUUUGCAUAUGGACAGACUGGUACUGGCAAAACCCAUACUAUGGUUGGUGAAGCAGCAAACAAUGAAACUACUUGGCAAAGUGACCCCCUUGCUGGUAUCAUCCCUAGAGCUCUGAGCCAACUAUUCGACGAACUCCGCAUAUCUAACACUGAGUACACUGUCCGUGUGUCAUACUUGGAAUUAUAUAAUGAAGAACUGUUUGAUCUGCUCUCUGCCUCUGAAGAUAAUAGCAAAUUAAGGAUUUACGAGGAUGUUACAAGAAAGGGAGCUAAUAUUGUUAAUGGCUUGGAAGAAAUUACAGUUUACAAUAAAAAUGAGGUAUAUAAGAUAAUGGCUCAAGGGCAAGAACGGAAGAGAGUUGCCUCAACACUUAUGAAUGCUCAAUCCAGCCGUUCCCAUACAGUGUUCACUAUUGUAGUGCACAUGAAAGAGAACAGUCCGGAAGGUGAAGAGUUAGUCAAAAUUGGGAAACUAAAUCUAGUUGAUUUAGCUGGUUCUGAGAAUAUAAGUAAGGCAGGUUCAGAUAAUCCGGCUAAAAGGGAGCGGGCCAGAGAGUGUGUGAAUAUAAACCAGAGUUUGUUGACCCUCGGUAGAGUUAUUACUGCUUUGGUGGAGAGACAUCCACAUAUACCUUAUAGAGAAUCCAAAUUAACGAGAAUCUUGCAAGAAUCCCUGGGUGGACGAACCAAAACCUCCAUCAUAGCCACAAUAUCACCAGGACAUAAGGAUCUAGAAGAGACUAUGAGUACAUUGGAAUAUGCUAACCGAGCCAAGAACAUACAGAACAAACCUGAAGUGAACCAGAAAAUGACGAAGAAGGCUAUAUUGAAAGAUUAUGCAGAGGAAAUUGAUAGGCUGAAAAGGGAUUUGCAUGCAGCAAGAGAAAAGAAUGGUGUCUACCUAGCUAAUGAAACAUUCACGGAAAUGACACUAAAACAAGAAGAACAAAGAAAAGAAAUCCAGGAACUGCUCCUUAAGAAGAGGGCGAUGGAAGAGGAGAAGGAGAAGAUGGAGAAUGUGUUCAGGGAACUCCACUGCCAAUUGGAAUUGAAGGAGCAGUACCUGGAGAGAACUGAACAGAAACUUCAGAACACUAAAACUGCACUUGUGAAUACUUCUAAUAUGUUAAAAACAACGAAGCUUCAGUACGAGGAGCAGAAGCACCUGGUGAGUGCGCAGGCGCAGACGGAGAGCGCGCUGUCGGCGCAGGCGCAGGCGCUGCUGCGCGCCGCCGACGCCGCCGCCGCCGACGCCUGCAAGCUUCUGCACACUGUCGACAAACGCAAAUCAGUGGAGUCAACAAACUUGGAAAUAACGCGGACAUAUCGCGAAGUUUCGUCGCAGCACAGAAACCACCUGACGAGCGGCACCGACAACUUUGUCAGUGCUCUGACACAGACAUUGAGUGACUUCCAGACUACGUUAGAAUCGUAUACAAAUGACAGUACGCAGAUGCACGCACAAAAUAAACAAAAACUUGACAGUCUCGUGCAGCAAGCAAUGGAUACUAUGAACAAGGUGACAGCAAUUAAGAACGCGAUGCAACAAGAAAUUGCAGAGACUUCUCAAACUCACUGCACUCAAUUCGUGCAGACGAUACAAGCCAAGAGUGAACAGAUACAGAACAUUCUGGAAAAAUUUGCUAUGUGCCUGGUGACCUGCUUGCAAAAGGCCGGAGAAGCUGACUUCAGCUCUAAUAUAAUGAAUUUUGUUAACAACUGGCGUACAGCCACCACCUCGAACCUCAGUAAGCUCCAUAACAGCCACGCCACCCUGGAGUCCCGCGCGCGCGCCCUCGCGGCCGCCUUGCUGGGCGAGGGCGAGAGGCAGAACAAACGCCGUCGCGACGCCGCCCAUACUUUAGCCCAAGAUGUGCAAAAUAAAAUCGAUGCUAUUCUAGAGGAAAAAGAUCGAACAGAAAAGCAAAUAUCUCAACAAUUAUCAGGCAUACAGAACGAAAAAGAAGAAUUUGAAGCUAGACUGAACAAAUGGGCAGAUGAGGAAAGAAAACUUUUAGAAGAACGUAUCAAAAACCACAUAGCAUCUGAAAAGAACUUUCUAGAAAGCAAAAUGAAGAAGAAACUAGAAGAUUUAGAAAAUCAAAGAAAUACGUUUGAGAACAAGUUAAUAAAAGAUGUAGAAUGGUUGAAAAAUGUGUUGAAAUUGAAUGAAAUAGAGGGGGAGAGUGCAACAAGAGAUUUAGAAACAAUUCAAAAUGAGUUGGAUAUUUGUAUGUGUGACUUGAACAAUUUUGCACAAGAUUAUGAGAAAUCGAGGGUUGUAUUAUCUUCGAAUAUGGAUAGUUUAAGUGAUGGAACAGUGCAAGUAGUGGAGCAAGUAAAAGUGGAUCUAUUGAAUGACCUGGCACAUACACAAACAUAUGUACAGACUGAAUCCAAUGCCCUGCUAGAGGAGAACAAACAGACAAUGAGCCUUCUCGCGGAAGACUCAACUAGGCUGGUCGAGGCUAUAGUGCAGAACUGCCAAAGAACUAUGGACACUGUUGUUGGGGAAGUUCAUGUAACAUCAACAUCGGCAAUCCAAGAGUUGUCAUCGCUAUCUACCAUCACAUCAAAUCUCUCUUCGGAGACUCAAGGUUACUCCAAUAGCCAGAAACACACCCUGAACACCAUGCAAAGACAGACGGAGCAGUUCUACAACGGUAUAAGGGAGGAAGUGUUCAGACUUGAGGAGUUGGAGUCGAGGUGUUUGAAUCAAGAGUACGCUGUGUAUUGUCCAUCUGGCAGCACACCCGUGCGGGCGGAGUACCGCUACCCGCGGCAGUUGGCGGCCACGUCGCCGCACGAGCGCGUGCUGGCGCGCUUCAGGGCCAUGCGACAGAACAGCCAUGACGAUGAUUGCAUUGUAAUCGAGACGGAGGGCGAAGUCCGAAGUGACACGGAGUCGUCGGCGUCGGACGACUCCGCGUUCGCGGCGCCUUCGCCCCCCGCGCCGCCCGCGCCCACCCACGACUGGAAGAACCACAUCGUUAAAUGCACUUCCGAAACUGAUUUGUAUUUAAAACGACGACAGCAAGAGCAACAAGGAAAAGAAAACGUGAACAGAUCCAUGUCUUUCAAGAAGCCCUCCAAACUGCCCGCCCCUGCCUCACAUAAGAAACCGCUCAUAGAAAGAAAUGAUAAC
This is a messenger RNA of Brenthis ino (lesser marbled fritillary), 3426 nucleotides long. Lineage: Eukaryota; Metazoa; Arthropoda; Insecta; Lepidoptera; Nymphalidae. The record is from the annotation of a GenBank genome assembly.